ACCACAACGUCCCUACCGUCCAAGUCGCUGGGACAGACACCGCCCGCGGUCAUUCCCUCACAGAAGGCGAAGGCGAAAGAGCCGUCGCCGAACUCGCUCUCCCCCGACGCGAAGUCGCCGCAAGUAGCAGCCCGCCCGCCCGCUCCGAAGGCCGAUGGGCGCCCACCAUCAAGCCGACCAAAGCUGCCAUUACAGUGUCACCCGGCACUGCAGCGGCUCCGCGCACUGCUCAAGGGGUUCACAACCCAACCCAUACGGAUAGGCGUGCGGAACAAGGGCUGCGCAGGGCUCUCGUACCAUCUCGAGUACGUCGACAAGCCGGGCAAGUUCGACGAGGUCGUCGAGCAGGACGGCGUGAAGGCCCUCAUCGACAGCAAAGCGCUCUUCUCUAUCAUCGGCAGCGAGAUGGACUGGCACGACGCGAAAUUUGCGUUCAAGAACCCGAACAUCAAGGACGCGUGCGGGUGCGGAGAGUCGUUCGGCGUCGGCUCGUGA
Molecule: messenger RNA, 495 nt
Organism: Fomitopsis serialis
Lineage: Eukaryota; Fungi; Basidiomycota; Agaricomycetes; Polyporales; Fomitopsidaceae
Exons: 3
Biological process (GO): iron-sulfur cluster assembly
Cellular component (GO): mitochondrion; cytoplasm
Molecular function (GO): 2 iron, 2 sulfur cluster binding
Source: RefSeq, a predicted model, not a curated record